AACAACUUCUCCAACCCGGAAUGACCAUACAGUGGCGUGAUCCUGGUCUACUCUCCUCCACGCGUGUGGAUCACAGCGGCGCUUUCCCAUUGCUGUGUCAUGGUGAGUUCCUCUUUCCUAUUGGUCCAUCAGCCCCUUCAUUACCUUUCCUCCAGCUGGCCCUCCCUUCCCCUAGGCAGCCUGGGUGCAAAGGUCAGCCUCCAGGGGGCCGGACCCAAGCUCAGACUCGACGGGCCGCAUAGACUCUGAUCCCACUGUGCACACAGCGGUGGAGGCCUGAGAGCAACACACCGUCGUUUGGCAUGGAGAGUCUGACAGUCUCCGUUGUGGUCGCCGCGUCUGUGGUGGUCCUCUCUGUGCUUUACUUCCUCCUCCGAGGUGGCGGCGAGAAGCUUCCGAAGACACUGCUGGAUUCCACGGUUAAAUAUUCCCUGCCACUCACUGAAAAAGAGGACAUAAGUCACGACACAAAACGGUUUCGCUUCGCUCUUCCCACUCCCACACACAUCCUUGGGCUGCCAAUAGGACAGCAUGUGUACCUGUCGGCCAAGGUGAAUGGGAGCCUGGUGAUACGGGCAUACACUCCUGUCUCCAGCGACCAGGACCGGGGCUUUGUGGACCUGGUGGUCAAAAUAUACCGCAAAAACACUCACCCCAGCUAUCCGGAGGGAGGCAAGAUGUCCCAGCACCUGGACACCAUGAGCAUCGGAGACAAAAUAGACUUCAGAGGGCCCAACGGACUGCUCGUGUACACAGGAAAUGGUAAAUUUGCCAUUCGACCUGAUAAGAAAUCUGAGGCCAAGGUCCGUAAAUUUAAACAUCUGGGAAUGAUCGCUGGGGGAACAGGCAUCACUCCCAUGCUGCAGCUGAUUCGCAGUAUCACAGCAGACCCAGCGGACCAAACCAAGUGCUCGCUCAUAUUCGCCAACCAGACUGAGAAGGAUAUCCUCCUGCGGAAGGAACUAGAAGAGGUGUUGAAGAGUCACCCUGACCAACUGAACCUGUGGUACACUCUGGAUAAGCCUCCGCCGGCCUGGAAGUACGGCUCCGGGUUUGUGAAUGCGGAUAUGAUGAAAGAGCACCUUCCACCGGCAUCCAGCGAUGUGCUCAUUGUCAUGUGUGGCCCCCCCCCCAUGAUCCAGCACGCAUGCCUACCCAACCUCUCCAAACUGGGCCACAAAACAGAAAAUACCUUCAUUUACUAG
Messenger RNA from Esox lucius (northern pike), 1205 nucleotides. RefSeq names its product NADH-cytochrome b5 reductase 2. The record is from RefSeq and is a predicted model, not a curated record. Bases 303 to 1205 code for a protein of 300 amino acids. Gene Ontology annotation, molecular function: FAD binding; oxidoreductase activity. The transcript is spliced from 9 exons. Lineage: Eukaryota; Metazoa; Chordata; Actinopteri; Esociformes; Esocidae. Gene Ontology annotation, cellular component: mitochondrion.